Messenger RNA from Pteronotus mesoamericanus, 1610 nucleotides. Its product is annotated as acidic mammalian chitinase-like. The transcript has 11 exons. The coding region runs from base 43 to 1509 and encodes 488 amino acids. Gene Ontology annotation, biological process: chitin catabolic process; carbohydrate metabolic process. Gene Ontology annotation, molecular function: chitin binding; chitinase activity. Lineage: Eukaryota; Metazoa; Chordata; Mammalia; Chiroptera; Mormoopidae. Gene Ontology annotation, cellular component: extracellular region. The record is from RefSeq and is a predicted model, not a curated record.
AAAAGGCAGGUUGAACUAGGGAGUUAUUACCACUGAGGCAAGAUGACCAAGCUCACCCUCCUCACUGGUCUGCUCCUCGUGCUGACGGCUGAGGCAGGUUCUGCCUACCAGCUGACAUGCUACUUCACCAACUGGGCCCAGUACCGGCCGGGCCUGGGGCGCUUCAAGCCCGAGGACGUCGAUCCCUGCCUCUGUACUCACCUGAUCUACGCCUUUGCGGGGAUGAGAAACAACGAGAUCACCACCAUCGAGUGGAAUGACCUGACCCUCUACCAGGCUUUCAACGACCUGAAAAACAAGAACAGUCAACUGAAGACUCUCCUGGCUAUCGGCGGCUGGAACUUUGGAACUGCCCCCUUCACUGCCAUGGUCUCCACUCCUGAGAACCGCCAGACUUUCAUCACCUCGGUCAUCAGAUUCCUGCGGGAGCACGGGUUUGACGGGCUGGACUUGGACUGGGAGUACCCCGGCUCCCGGGGCAGCCCGCCUCAGGACAGGCAUCUCUUCACCGUCCUGGUGCAGGAAAUGCGUGAGGCCUUUGAGCAGGAGGCCAAGCAGGUCAACAAGCCCAGGCUGAUGGUCACCGCCGCGGUAGCUGGUGGCAUCGCCAACAUCCAGGCUGGCUACGAGAUCCCCCAGCUGUCCCAGUACCUGGACUACAUCCAUGUCAUGACCUAUGACCUCCAUGGAUCCUGGGAGAGCUACACAGGAGAAAACAGCCCCCUCUACAAAUACCCAGCUGAUACCGGCAGCAACGCCUACCUCAAUGUGGAUUACAUCAUGAGCUACUGGAAGGACAACGGUGUCCCUGCAGAGAAGCUCAUCGUUGGAUUCCCAACCUACGGACACACCUUCCUCCUGAGCAACCCCUCCAACCAUGGGAUCGGGGCUCCUACCACCGGUCCCGGCCCCGCUGGGCCCUACACCAGGCAGUCUGGGUUCUGGGCCUACUAUGAGAUCUGUACCUUCCUGAAGAAUGGAGCUACUGAGGUGUGGGAGGCUUCUCAAGACGUCCCCUACGCUUACAAAGGCAAUGAGUGGCUUGGCUAUGACAACACCAAGAGCUUCAGAAUCAAGGCUGAGUGGCUGAAGAAGAACAACUUUGGAGGCGCCAUGAUCUGGGCCAUCGACCUGGAUGACUUCACGGGCACUUUCUGUAACGAGGGCAGAUUCCCCCUGACCACCACCCUGAAGGAGGCCCUGGGCCUGCAGAAUGCAAGUUGCAAAGCCCCAGCCCAGCCCAUUGCUCCCAUCACCGAGGCUCCCGGCACAGGUGGAGGCAGCGGCGGCAGUGGGAGCGGCAGCGGCGGGGGCGGCCGCGGCGGCAGCAGUGGCAGCUCAGGGGACAGCCCCAGUGGCAGCGGAUUCUGUGCCAACAGGGCCAGCGGCCUGUACCCCGACCCCACUGACAGAAACGCCUUCUACAACUGCGCGAACGGACAGACCUUCCUUCAGCGCUGCCCGCCUGGCCUGGCCUUUGACGCCUCCUGUUCCUGCUGCAACUGGUGAUAUCAUGGCCAGACAUCGUGUCCGCUGCUCCAGCUCAGAAAUUGUUGCACAAUAAAGGGCGGAGCACUCCCCUGCAGCGGCUUCUGCUUCUUUUCUGGCAG